Molecule: messenger RNA, 4958 nt
Organism: Camelus dromedarius (Arabian camel)
Lineage: Eukaryota; Metazoa; Chordata; Mammalia; Artiodactyla; Camelidae
Gene: MAPDA
Product: adenosine deaminase like
Exons: 12
Coding region: 439-1506 (355 amino acids)
Biological process (GO): adenosine catabolic process; inosine biosynthetic process
Molecular function (GO): adenosine deaminase activity
Source: RefSeq, a predicted model, not a curated record
CUUCCUCCUCUGACGAUGUUCGUCACUUCCGGAAAGAGUGCACCUCCCCAAUCAGAACUGAGGAGGGUGUGGCUUGUGCUGACAUUCGGCUGUGAUUGACAUUUCUCUGAGACUGCGUUUUCUCAGGAAGACGGCCACCUGCGGCUUAUUGUGGACACGUGGACUGUGUCAGGGAAGCGCGGGUUGUCGCUUUUCUACAAGCCUUCCUGUCUGAAGUGAAAAUUUAUCUAAGUUCUCAUAGUUGACUCAACUGUUGAUAAAUUCCGUAAGAGGUGGAGCUGAGCCCAGAGUUACUCUACAAUUUAUUUUAUCAAAACGGGUGGAAGCAAAGCAGUCUCAAGGAAAUUCAAGAUCACAAAGCUUACUGACUGAAGUGCGUUUUAUUGUUCAUACCAAGAAUUAAGUGCUUGAAGAAAGACCUUGUUAUUCUGCUAAAUCAUGAUGGAGGCAGAAGAACAACCACCAUGGAAGACAGCCUUUUACUCAGAAUUACCUAAAGUGGAACUUCAUGCCCACUUGAAUGGAUCUAUUAGUUCUAACACUAUAAAGAAAUUAAUAGCCAAGAAGCCAGGUCUUAAAAUCCACCAUCAGAUGACUAUGAUUGACAAGGGAAAGAAAAGAACUUUAGAAGAGUGUUUCCAGAUGUUUGAAAUUAUUCAUCAGCUUACUACUAGCCCAGAAGAUAUUCUAAUGGUCACAAAAGAUGUCAUUAAAGAAUUUGCAGAUGAUGGUGUCCAGUACCUGGAACUAAGGAGCACCCCCAGAGGAGAAAAUGCUACAGGAAUGACUAAAAAGACUUAUGUGGAAUCUAUACUUGAAGGUAUAAAACAGUCCAAAGAAGAAAACAUAGACAUUGAUGUUAGGUAUUUGAUAUCAAUCGACAGAAGAGGUGGCCCUUCAGUAGCCAAGGAGACUGUUAAACUUGCUGAAGAGUUCUUCCUUUCUUCUGAGGAUACAGUUCUUGGCCUCGACCUCAGUGGUGACCCUAACGCAGGACAAACAAAAGACUUCUUGGAACCUCUUUUAGAAGCUAAAAAAUCAGGUUUGAAGUUGGCAUUGCAUCUUUCAGAGAUUCCAAACCAAAAAAAAGAAACCCAAGUACUCUUGGAUCUGCUUCCGGAUCGGAUCGGGCAUGGGACGUUUCUCAGCUCCUCUGAGGGAGGGUCCCUGGAUCUGGUGGACUUCGUGAGGCAGCACCAGAUACCACUCGAACUCUGUUUGACCUCAAACGUCAAAAGUCAGACAGUUCCGAGCUAUGGCCGGCAUCAUUUUGGAUUCUGGUACAGCGUUGCCCAUCCUGCCGUGAUCUGUACUGAUGAUAAGGGUGUUUUUGCAACACACCUUUCUCAGGAGUACCAGCUGGCAGCUGAAACAUUUAAUUUGACCCAGUCUCAAGUGUGGGAUCUGUCUUCUGAAUCCAUCAGCUACAUCUUUGCUUCUGACAGCACCAAGUCUGAACUGAGGAAGAAGUGGAAUCAUCUGAAGCCCAGAGUGUUACAUUUUUAAGCUGUAAUAAGGAGUCGCGGAUAAUGGUUCAUGAACUAGUUUGAGAUGAACCGGGUUCUCCCUGGCAAGAGUUUUGCCUUUGCCCUAUUCCGUCCACACAUUCUCUUCGUCUGGACAUUGGCGGACUGGUCCUGGGUCUUUUAAAGUAAGACUCCUUCUCCAUACCCAGUUAUGACAGGUGAUAAAGGUUUGUCCUAAUGGAUGUGGAUACAGAUACUAUGGGAGGAAUUUCAUUCUAAUUUCUCUUUUACCACAUUCUAAUUUGCUUCUCAGCCUAGGACAUAAAGAUUCAGACAGACAUGCUUGGAGCAACCCCACAGAGAGCCAAAAAAGGCAGGUAAAGAUUUAUCUUUUCCUACCAGCAACACCUUAAUCAUAAUUUUGCAUAUAUAUACAUUUUAAAAACCUGAGGAAACACUGGGCACUUUAUAAAUACAAUUUUUAUUAACAUGGUAUCCCUGAGAGGCAGAUGAAGGUGUAAACAUUAUUCUGCUUUAUAGAAAGGGAAAUGGAGGCAGGGUGACUUACACACAAGACAUCUGGAACCAGAAUUCACAUCUGCUGAUACCACAACCAGUGCUUUUUCAACAAGACUGUACAUAGAUACACUGAAGACAGGAAUCUCUUAUUUUUAAAAAACAUAGCACAUUUCCUAAACUGCCUCAGAUCCUGAGGUGUUGCUUCAUACUGGUGUUUCCUGCAUCUUCCUGUCUGCUUAGGCAACAUAACUGAGAAUUCCUAAGAAUUAGGAAUUAGGAGAUUCCAUCAACACCAGAGUGCUACGUAGUCUCUCAUCUAUCACAGUAAGCUGUGAAUUUGAGAAUCUAUCUCCCCACCUCUCAGUCCAGGCACAGGACUCUAACUACGUGUGAAUAUGAAACAGCUACUUAGCCCAGCCCUUAGCCAUCUGCUCACAGUCCUCUUUCCUCUGACCUGCCCAUCAAAGUAUCUUUGCAAGAUACCAGUUUCUGACUUUGGUCUCCCAUAGCAGUCCCCUAAAGCUGCUCAUUCUUCUUCCUGGGUGCCACCCAGUUGUCUCCUGGCAUAGCACGGGCCCCAGUUUACUCUGGAGGAUGGGAGCACCUCCUCGUGUGUCUCUGGCACUCGGUGCUUCAGCUGACCAGAUCUCUCUGCCUCCUACAAAGCCUGUAUUGUACCACCCCUUACAUUUUGCACUGCUCCAACUUUUGUCUCACCUUCCUUACAAUCUGUCCUUUGCCUUCUGCUCCAUUGCGCCCCAGUUUUCCCAUUUCUUACCCACUCAGCACUCAGUUUUGCAGUUAGUUUUGGGAAGUUCUUCCUGCUCUCAUUUACCCAGUAACCUUCCCUCUGAACACUUCUACUUCAUGAAGUCUUCCUGAUGAAAGAAAAUACCUCUCAAAUUUUCACAAACUCUAAUGCAUUAGACCUUCACAUUUAUGCAUAGUGUUACUACCUAGCUUUCUAGAUUUCCCUAAAACUGUGGCAGCUAUAUAUGUGCACUUAGUGUUUGUCCAUGUCAGUGUCAUGGACACUAUCUUAGACUGUACGGAUAAGGAUGGAGUGUGUUUAACUUGUGCUGUACAGGCUCAUCAUAGUACUAUGAACAUACGGGCAGUUAUUUCAAUAUGAUUUGAUUAUAAAGGUCAGAAUUACAUUUGUGUUUGAAGAGCUGCUUUUAAAAAUAGAUGUACACAGUUGAAUAUGUGCGCACAUGUGUGCAAGUAUUGUCAACUCCACUGACCAAAGACAAUCUGUCCUUGUUACCAUUAGGGUAAAGAGUUGUUGGCACAAAGCGGUCUGUUUUCCCAAUCCAUGGGAAUGUGGCAGGUGGAUUCUGCUUAUUGCAGGUUAGUAUUGAGUGUCCACAGGGUGUGUAACACUAGGCCAGGUGUUUAGGGUGUGUGGAAUAUGGACAGUUCCCUCUUGGCAGCUUUAGCUGCUUUUCCUGUCACCACAUUCAUCUGGCUUGCUCUUUGGGCUUCUGGACCACAAGAGACAGAUGAAAUUCAGAUGAGAUGGAGCAGGAAAAAAAUUUAAAAAUCAAACUAGGUGCUAUAAGUGCAGUAUUAUUCUAUUCCAAAGCUUCUAGGGCUUGGAAGAAACUUAAGAAAUCCAGGGUUCACACCUCAAUACUUAGACAAGGUUUACAUUGUUUCCCCAUAUAGCACACCUAGGUUCUUGACAAGAUGAUUCACAGGUCAGAACCAAGCUGGACAUUAAACUCUCCUCCUUUAAGGUAAAUGAAGAGUGUGCGUGACAGAUCUGUCAUUCUGAGUACAGGCUUAAGUGAGCAGGAAAAGUCAUUCUUUUUUGCAUUUCCAUUACUGCACAAAGAGCUAGACCCAUUCAAUGAGAAGUCUCACAACUUCUCCCUGAAGUGCUGCUGUGAUGGAUUUUUCCAGUUGAGAUGCAGCUGAAUAACAGGAUGAAUAAAGAAGGCUGACAUCAAACUCAUAGGGCCUACUACUGUGUCCUCUCUAUUAGGGGAACAACACAGGCACUGAGAGGGAAAGGUGUUACCUGUCAAUUCAAACAAGGAGAGGGACUGAAAUCUUUCAUUCUUACGAUGCUUUGGGAAUUUGACUCCAGAUCCAGGAGAAAUAGGAACAAACAGUGGGGUAAAUUUCAGGGUAUUUCCUAAACUAGUAGGGCACAGAUGAGGAGAUGGAUCUCACUGUUGGAAGACUUUUCCAAAUGAUUUUAGUGCAUGUAUUGAGGCUGUUUUCUUCAUAGACCCUCAGGGGCUUAUUUAAGUGCUGACUGUGACAGAUAUUUUUCUCGUGUGUGGAUUUCUCGGUGCUUAUUAAGAGCAGAGCUUUUACUGAAGCACUUGCCACAGUCAUGACAGCCAUAGGGUUUCUCUCCUGUGUGGGUUCUGUGAUGUGCACGUAAGUCAGAACUCUUACUGAAGCUCUUUCCACAGUCAGGACACACGUGGGGUCUCUCUCCUGUGUGUAUCCUCCGGUGUGCACUGAAAUGAGAACUGUUAUUGAAGCUUUUCCCACACUCUUCACACUGAUAGGGCUUUUCUCCUGUGUGGGUUCUCUGGUGAAUGAUAAGGCUUGAGCUCUGAUUGAAGCGCUUUCCGCACUCACCACAUUGAUAUGGCUUCUCUCCCGUAUGGAUUCUCCUAUGGGUGAUGAAAUUGGAACUGUCACGGAAACUUUUCCCACAGUCAAGACACUUAUAAGGUUUCUCUCCAGUGUGGAUUCUCUGGUGUCUAAUGAGGCGUGCACUACGACUGAAGCUUUUCCCACAAUCAGCACAUUUAUACGGAUUUUCCACUUGUUGGGAUAGCGGAUGCAUGAGGUGGGUGUUUGGACCAAAGCUUUUGCCAUAUCUGAGAUAUUUAUAGGGUCUCUCUCCCAAGUACGGUCUCUGAUGACUUAAAACUUUACCUAAACUCUUCUCUGGGAACGUCGCUUUUCCUUUUCUUUCCCCUGGGGUCUUUUCCCACUGUCUUCCUGAUC